AUGGCUACGCCAUUAACAUUCUCAAGAAGAGAUGUCAACCAAGAAGUUGAGAUGCACAAUGAUCCACUUGUGAUCAAUCUUCCUAUACACGGAUGGAACGUCACGAAGGUCUUCAUUGAUGGGGGCAGCUCAUUGAAUGUAUUAUUAUAUGAACCUUACCUACGUAUGGGUUUGACAGCUGAGCAAAUGGAUUCAUACACUUGCACAAUAUAUGGUUUCAAUGGAGAAGUCUCUAGACCAAAAGGAGAAACUGUCUUACAGGUGCACGUCGUACCCUUAGUAACCAAUACAAGGUUCUGCGUUGUGGAAACACCUUCGCCAUACAAUGUAAUCAUGGGCAGGCCAUGGGUCCAUCGACUACGAGGAACAACUUCAACAUAUCACCAGUACCUUCGAUUCCCUACACCUAUAGGUGAAAUGGAGAUCAAAGGUGACCAGCAAGAUGCAAGGUUAUGCAAUCUGGAUGAGGUCAGGCUCAACGAAGAAAGAGCCGCUGCCCAACAAUACGAAAGAAAAAGACGAAAGGCGAAUACCAAGGAAGUGAAGGACAGAGCCUUUUUAGUACCCGAAGCACCUCAGUUCCGGAGCCAAGCAGCUCCGCCACUCCGGGGGUGA
Papaver somniferum (opium poppy) is the source of this 615-nucleotide messenger RNA. RefSeq lists its product as uncharacterized. The record is from RefSeq and is a predicted model, not a curated record. Bases 1 to 615 code for a protein of 204 amino acids. NCBI's taxonomy places the organism in Eukaryota, Viridiplantae, Streptophyta, Magnoliopsida, Ranunculales, Papaveraceae. The transcript has a single exon.